AUGCAAAAUGACAUUCAAACCAAAAAGAACGACUAUAACCACCCUUAUCAACCCUAUGAUAUUCAAAUAGAUUUCAUGAACGCGGUCAAUGAGACUUUGAAUGGUGGCUACAAAAUUGGUAUAUUUGAAAGUCCAACUGGUACUGGUAAAACCCUUUCCCUCAUAUGCUCCACGGUCACAUGGCUGAGGUCUCAUUAUUCAGCUGAAUCAGGAUCAAACGGAAAUGGUGAUAAAGAAGAAGAAGACGACGAUGAACCGGCUUGGGUUAAAGAAUCAUAUAAUAACAUGGUUAACAAGCAAAAAUUGGAUGCUGCAAAGGCAUAUGAAGAGAAUUUAUCAAAGAUUGCUGCUAAUCCAAAUUUGAAAACAAUCAAAACAGAAGACAAUACUACCAAAAGACAUAAAAGAUUCAAAAGAGUGGAAAUAGAUGCUACAGAAGAUGAAAAUUUCCUUCCUAAUGACUAUCAUUCAGACGACGAAUCUGCUAUUGAAAAAAGUCAAACUUUAAAAGAGAAAAAUGAUGCAAUUAGUUCAGAAAUUCAAAUGAUGUUAAAGAACAUCAAUAAACAAGAUAGAGAUGAUGGUUCAAAUUCUGAAAAAGAUGUCAAGGUUUUAUUUGCAUCUCGUACUCAUUCUCAAUUAAGUCAAUUUUCAUCACAAUUAACACUACCUCAUUUUCCAUCUUCUAUUGUUGGUAUUGAAGAACAUCUAAAAUAUUUAUCAUUAGGUUCAAGAAAACAGUUGUGCAUUCAUGAAAAAGUGUCCAAAAUGAGCGAUGUCUCCUUGAUGAAUGAAGCUUGUCUUGAUUUACAAAAACAAGAGUCUAAACAUAAAUGUGAAUUUUUCUCAUCUCAAAAAGAUCAUGAUAUGCAAAAUAGAAUUAUAGAAUUUAGAGAUCACAUAUUUUCAAAAGUUCAGGAUAUAGAAGAUCUGAAUUCUGUUGGUAAAAAUUUAGGUGUUUGUCCAUAUUACUCAACUAGAAAAGCUAUACCAGGAUCUGAAGUUAUAACUUUACCUUACCAAUUGCUUCUACAGAAAUCAUCUAGAGAUGCACUAAACAUCUCCAUUAAAGAUUGUGUUGUUGUCAUUGAUGAAGCCCAUAACUUGUUAGAUACAAUUAUAUCUCUUCAUUCAGUCGCUGUUACAAUAGAUGAAUUUUCAGCUUGCAAAAAGGCACUGAAAAGAUAUCUGGGUAAAUUUUCAAGAAGACUUAAUGGUGGGAAUAGAGUUAAUAUUAUUAAAAUUACAAAAUUCAUUGAUUUAUUCUUGAAAUAUGUUGAUUCUUGUGAUAAGAAAGUACCAGGUAAAGAAAUUGAUCUUUUAGAUGUUUUCAAAGGAACUACAGGUGAUAUGCUAAACAUUAGAAAACUAGAGAAAUAUCUUACAGUUUCCAAGAUUGCAUUCAAAAUUGAAUCGUAUAUGGAGAAACAAGAUCAAUCCUCAACACCAACACUUUUCAAAGUUAUUGAAUUUUUGAAAGCCGUCUCUUAUCCUUCUAAAGAAGGUAAAUUCUUCUUUGAUGUUAAAAAUGAUGUUGUAUCUUUGAAUUAUAUGUUACUUGAUCCAUCUCAAAUAUUUAAAGAGAUUGUUGAAGAAGUUAAAUGUGUGAUUCUUGCGGGUGGUACGAUGGAACCAGUUGAAGAUUAUACAAAUUAUUUAUUCCCAUAUUUGGAACCUUCAAAAGUUAAUAAGUUUAGUUGUGGUCAUAUUAUACCUAAAGAGAAUCUAAACGUUUUCAUCAUUGAUAAGAAUAAGUCAGAAUUUGAAUUCUCGUUUGGUAAAAGACAAGAUAAUUUAAUGAAAGAAGAUUUUGGAAGAUCAUUAUGCUCAUUGAUGAAAAACGUUCCAGCUGGUAUGGUUGUGUUUUUACCUAGUUAUAAAUUUUUAGCUGAUAUUGUUUCUGUCUGGAAAAAGUCUAAUAUCUGGAAUGAAAUAAAUUUUAUAAAAAAGGUUUUCAUGGAAUCUGCAACGACUGAUGUAUUGGAAGACUAUAGCCUUAAUGUUGCAGAAGGAAAAGGAUCACUUCUAUUAUCAGUUGUUGGUGGUCGCUUAUCAGAGGGUAUCAAUUUUUCAGAUGAUUUAGCUAGAGCUGUUGUUAUGGUCGGACUACCUUUCCCAAAUGUAUUUUCAGAUGAACUUGUUUCAAGAAAAAGGUAUAUUGAGAGUCAAGUUUUGGAGAAGACUGGUGAUAAAAGACAGGCAAUAGAAGCUACAAAAUCAUUCUAUGAAAAUAUUUGUAUGAGAGCAGUGAAUCAAAGUGUUGGUAGAUCUAUAAGACAUAGAGGUGAUUAUUCUACUAUAUAUUUUUUUGAUAAGAGAUAUCAUACUCCAAGAAUUAGAUCCAAAUUAUCAAACUGGAUUAAAGAAAGAGUUAGUGAAACAUCGUCGUUUGAUUCAAUAUUAAAAGAAACAAAUUCGUUUUUCAGAGAGAAAAAGAGGAAAUAA
This is a messenger RNA of Hansenula ciferrii, 2445 nucleotides long. It is a transcript of the gene CHL1, whose product is annotated as DNA helicase. Gene Ontology annotation, molecular function: ATP binding; hydrolase activity, acting on acid anhydrides, in phosphorus-containing anhydrides; DNA binding. The transcript has a single exon. NCBI's taxonomy places the organism in Eukaryota, Fungi, Ascomycota, Saccharomycetes, Phaffomycetales, Wickerhamomycetaceae. The record is from RefSeq and is a predicted model, not a curated record. Gene Ontology annotation, biological process: establishment of sister chromatid cohesion; nucleobase-containing compound metabolic process. Bases 1 to 2445 code for a protein of 814 amino acids. Gene Ontology annotation, cellular component: nucleus.